Triticum urartu is the source of this 2217-nucleotide messenger RNA. RefSeq lists its product as uncharacterized. Lineage: Eukaryota; Viridiplantae; Streptophyta; Magnoliopsida; Poales; Poaceae. The record is from RefSeq and is a predicted model, not a curated record.
AAAAUAAAUCUUCUUUCAGCCCAAUUGUCAAAAAAAAAACUUCCUUCUGCCCUUCCGAAGAAAUUCUUCCUCCCGAGCGCGACGCCCCUACUGCCGCCGCGGCGUGCCCAGCCGGCCGAAGCCUCCGCUGCCCUGCCGCUGGUAUAGGAGCCCAGCAGCGUCUCCCUCUGUCGAGCAGCCGCUCCCGCCCAGCAACGCCGCCGCCCGGAGCUACGCCAGCGACCAGUCCAUAACCAGGGGAGAUGCUGAAAUUUAUGCGAAUGUCAAGAAGCUCAAAUGGAAGGCAAAAAAAUCGUAAACGAGUGGUAAAAAAAGAGGUGUCCAGCAUUUUAAGUGAUCGGCGUAAAGCUGUGGUGGAGAACAUCACUCAAGAACUUGCUACAAAGUUGUCCCCAAGCAUUAUCUCUCUUGCUUCAUUUGAUGGAGACAAGAUGCAUUUUAGAAGCACGGGCAUAGUUCUUGAAAACAGUUCAUCUGGUGGUACAUGUGUUCUAACAUCGUCGGCUUUGGUUAGCACAUCAGAUAAGGAACGCAUGCUUACCCCUGCACUGAAGAUAAAAUUGCGCCUUCCCAAUAACGAAGUUGUUGGUGGGUGGAUAAAACAUUAUAGUUUGCCUUUCAGUAUGGUUGUUAUUGAAACUGGAUUCUCCCCUGAUCUUCGUGCAGCAUGUCUCAGUAAAAGCGUGCAAGUCAAGCCCCAUAGUCAGUUAUUAGCUGUAAAGCAUUGUUUCCACUCAGGCAAAUUAAUGGAUACACGUGGGGAACCGAUUGACGGUCCAAGUGAAGUUGACAGUGAAGGGUUUAUGUUCUCCACAUGCAAAAUUACUAUGGAUGGAAGUGGUGGUCCACUUGUUGAUUUUGAUGGGAACAUUGUUGGGAUGAAUGACUAUCAUGAUCAGAAAAUUACUCGAUAUGUACCAACAAAUAAAAUUCUUGAAUGUUUGAGGAAUCUUGGGUUAUGUGUGGAUGAAAUGGAAAAGUUUUCCAUUACCUUUAAUCCCUUUUCAGUAGGUUUCUCAUUUGGAGUGCGAGGUAGCUUGAAUCAAACUGGCUCUAGUGGGAGAAGUGGUGACAAAAGGAAACGUAAAUAUUUUGCAUCUUCUAUCCCCAAUCCACAAGAACUCAUUGAGGAUGGACCUCCACCAGAAUUUACUGUUGAUGACCAUAAGCAUCCAACUAUUCAUCCCUGGCCAUCCAGUGAGUUCACAAAGGUGGUAAAUGAUAUCUUAAGAUCUGAUGGUUAUCCCUUGCCAGCUUAUGCUGACAGAGGCAUGCAUUUGGAAGGUGAUUUUGAAGAGGAAUUUGGCAUAGCCAUGUGGAGUGAACCCACUAGAAAAGUUGCUUCAAUGAAGUCUUGGAGUGUUGUCGCACUCGCUUCGUUCAAUGGCAAGGAAAGACAUUUUGCUUGCACAGGUGUAUCUAUAGACUGCAAUGAAUCCACCUCAAGAAUUCUGACUUCAGCAAGUUUGGUUAGAACUUCCGGUGAUGAAAACAAGAUUGUUGAUAACUUAAGGAUUGAAGUAUGUCUUCCAAUGGAACAACAUAUCAUAGGGACAUUACAACACUAUGAUCUAAGCUAUAAUGUUGCUGUUGUUGGCAUCCCGAAUUCUUGCAAAAAUCAUGCAGCACUAUUCUUUGAAGAACCUCAAACUAAGGUAGUAGUAGCUCUUGGGCGUGCCUUUAAAUCUGGAAAUUUGAUGGCCACAGAUGGGUCAGUGAUUGGCGAACGAGACAAAUUUGAUUGCAGAGAGCUUAAGUACUCCACUUGUAAAAUUACCAAGGCUGGAAUUGGAGGUCCCCUCUUUGAUUUGAAUGGGAACUUUGUUGGCAUGAACUUCUAUGACUCGGACGGAGCUCCUUACCUACCAAGUGACAUAAUUCAGAAUCUAUUGAGGAGUUUUUAUGCAGAGCGGACUGCUGCUGCUGGAAUUACGGAGAAGCCUAAUUAUCGUUGGCCGGUCCCUAAGCCAUAUUGGUAUUAUCCGAGUCAUCACCGGAAGCCUGAGCCAAAACACACAUCAUUUGAUUAGUUUUGAAGCUAAUGUUUUUUUUCAGAUGGAAACGAAUGUAACUUGUCUAUGAAUAUAUGAUAAUGGUGUUCAGUCAGAAUUGUCGCUGAGGAAAUGUGUUGUGCUUGUAUUUAUUUUAACCAACUUGUGCAUAAGUAAUAUGGUUACUUACACUGUUGAUGUUAUAAUGUUAAUGCUUGGCUAGACA